ACCAGCGGCGUGGCCGGCAGCGGAAAAACCUUCUCGGUGCACAAGUUCACUCUGGACUGGGCCGAGGGCCUGGAGAACCAGGAUGUCAGUGUGCUGGUUGUUCUCUCCUUCAGGGAGCUGAACCUGAUCAGAGAGCGGCCGUACAGUCUUCUCACGCUGCUCCAUGUUUUCCAUCCGGCGCUCCAGAAGCUGACGGCAGAGGAGCUGGCUGUCUGCAAGCUGCUGUUCAUCUUUGACGGUCUGGAUGAAAGCAGACUUUCUCUGGACUUCAGCAGCAAACGGCGGCUGGUUGACGUCUCCCAGCAGUCUUCAGUCAGCCUGCUGCUCACUAACCUCAUCCGGGGGAAUCUGCUGCCCUCGGCUCGGGUCUGGAUCACUUCCAGACCUGCAGCGGCCAAUCAGAUCCCUCCAUCAUGUGUGGACAGACUGACAGAAGUGCGAGGCUUCACUGACGCCCAGAAGGAGGAGUACUUCAGGAGGAGGCUGAGUGACGAGGAGCUGAGCAGCAGAAUCAUCUCCCACAUCCAGACCUCCAGGAGCCUCCACAUCAUGUGUGGAAUCCCAGUCUUCUGCUGGAUCACUGCUACAGUUCUGGAGCACAUGUUGAGCAGCGAGCAGAGAGGAGAGCUGCCCCAGACCCUGACUGACAUGUACUCCCACUUUGUGCUGGUUCAGACACACAGGAAGAAGCUCAAGUACCAUGAAGGACCUGAGACGGGUCCACAGGAGCUGACGGAGGCUGACAGGGAGCUUCUUCUGAAGAUGGGCAGGAUGGCCUUUGAACAUCUGGAGAAAGGAAACAUCCUGUUCUACCAAGAAGACCUGGAGCAGUGUGGUCUGGAUGUGACUGAGGCCUCGCUGUUCUCUGGAGUUUGUACUCAGAUCUUCAAAAGAGAGUCUGUGAUCUUCCAGAAAGCCGUCUACAGCUUUGUCCAUCUGAGUGUUCAGGAGUUUCUGGCUGCAGUCUUCAUGAUCCACUGUUUCACCAACAGGAAGACAGACGAACUGAAGACCUUCCUGAGAGAGGACUGGGAACCAAAGACUCUUUCUGGAAAAGUGUUCAAGGUCUUUGGAUUUGAUGGUUCUUUCCCAUCUCUGGAUGAGUUCCUGAAGAAAGUCCUGCAGAAAUCCCUCAGAAGACAGAACGGCAACCUGGACCUGUUUGUCCGCUUCCUUCAUGGCCUCUCUCUGAAAUCCAACCAGAGACUCUUAAAAGGUCUGCUGGGUCGGACAGAGAUCAGUCCAGAAACCAUCCAGAGAGUCAUCCAGAACCUGAAGGAGAUCAACAGUGAUGAAAUGUCUCCUGACAGAAGCAUCAACAUCUUCCACUGUCUGAUGGAGAUGAAGGACCUCUCAGUCCAUCAGGACAUCCAGAAGUUCCUGAAGUCAGAGAACAGAUCAGAGAAACUCUCUGAGAUCCACUGCUCAGCUCUGGCCUACAUGCUGCAGAUGUCAGACCAGGUCCUGGAGGAGUUGGACCUGAAGAAGUACAACACAUCAGAGGAGGGACGACGGAGACUGAUCCCAGCUGUGAGGAACUGCAGGAAGGCUGAACUUUCUGACUGUGGACUCUCUGAUUCUCACUGUGAAGUGAUCUCCUCAGCUCUGAAGUCUGACCCCUCCCAUCUGAAACUUCUGGACCUGAGAUACAACAAGCUGCAGGAUUCAUCAGUGAAGAUUCUGUGUUCUGGACUGGAGAGUCCAAACUGUAACCUGGAGACUCUGAGGUUGAGGAGCUGCAGUUUGUCAAAGAUCAGCUGUUCUUCUCUGGUCUCAGCUCUGAAGUCCAACCCCUCCCUCCUGAAACAUCUGAAACUUCUGGACCUGAGUGAGAACCAGCUGCAGGAUUCAGGAGUUGAGCAGCUGUGUGGUUUUCUGGAGAGUCCACUCUGCAGUCUGGAGACUCUGGGGUUGAGGAGCUGCAGUUUGUCAAAGAUCAGCUGUUCUUCUCUGGUCUCAGCUCUGAAGUCCAACCCCUCCCUCCUGAAACAUCUGAAACGUCUGGACCUGAGUGAGAACCAGCUGCAGGAUUCAGGAGUUGAGCAGCUGUGUGGUUUUCUGGAGAGUCCACUCUGCAGUCUGGAGGCUCUGUGGUUGGAGAAAUGCAGUUUGUCAGAGAUCAGCUGUUCUUCUCUGAUCUCAGCUCUGAAGUCCAACCCCUCCCUCCUGAAACAUCUGAAACUUCUGGACCUGAGUGAGAACCAGCUGCAGGAUUCAGGAGUUGAGCAGCUGUGUGGUUUUCUGGAGAGUCCACUCUGCAGUCUGAAGACUCUGAGGUUGAGGAGCUGCAGGUUGUCAGAGAUCAGCUGUUCUUCUCUGGUCUCAGCUCUGAAGUCCAACCCCUCCCUCCUGAAACAUCUGAAACAGCUGAGCCUGAGUGGGAACCGUCUGCAGGAUUCAGGAGUUGAGCAGCUGUGUGGUUUUCUGGAGAGUCCACUCUGCAGUCUGGAGGCUCUGUGGUUGAUGAACUGCAGUUUGUCAAAGAUCAGCUGUUCUUCUCUGGCCUCAGCUCUGAAGUCCAACCCCUCCCACCUGAAGGAGCUAGACCUGAGAAUCAACAAACUGCGGGCUCCAGAUGUGCAGCAGCUGGUUGAUCUCCAGCAGAGUCCAGACUGCAGCCUGCAGACUCUGAGCUGGAAGAACUGAGAGCAGAGAGGAAGCUGUGUGUCCUGAAGAUCUACUGAGGAGAGCAGAGCUUCAUCCAGACUGAGUGACAGAGGAACCACCAGAAGAUCUGCUGAGUGUCAGUGGAGCAGUGUGAAGAGCUGAGAGAGUCCAGCAUCGAACCAGGGUUCCUCUGGGUGUGACACAGAACCAUCAGUGUGUGGACUGAACCUUCAGAGGACAAUGAGACUCUGUGACCUUCAGAGAGUGAACUGGUCUGUGUGGAGUUUCUCAGCUUCUGUAAAGUGGACCAGGAGCUGCUCAACACUCCAUCAAGCUGUUCACCACCUUCACCUCCAUCAGCUGAGGAUUUGUCCACAGCACAGAGAGUGAGCUGCAUGAACAGAGACACUUCCUGUUCCAGUCGGCUCUGACCGUGUCUUGAAAGUGAAAUGAAUCCUCCGCUGUGUGUCGGUCACACUGAGCGAUCUGCACCGUCACACACCGGUCAGCAGGCUGCUGCAGCUGCUUUGUACAGUGUGGCUGUGGCCGACUGGUCCCAUCAGGACUCAACAUGUCUCCUCUGAGAACCGUCCACAGCUGAUCGGGGAGGAUCAGGUUGCUCCUGCUGCUGCUCAACAUGAUCUCAGGUGGUCCACACUGUACAGAGUUUGAUAACUCAGCCUUUAAAACCACUUUCUGAGGUCAAAUUAAGUCAGACAGCUUUUUUUUUUUCAGGACCACCUCAAUUGUCACACUGUGUGUGCCUCACACACAUAACAAACUUCACACACACCUAUUUUAGCUCUCAUCCUAUUUCUAGUAGAGAUGGUCUGAUCUGAGAUUCUGGAUCAGUAUCAGAUCCAAUAUGGACCAAAACGGCUGCAUCAGAUAUCAGAAUGUUUGGUUCAGAAAAUGUCUGAAACACUCCAUGAGCCCAGACUGUCCAACAACAGUCCAACUUCACUUCGUUCCACAUGGAAACACAGCUGAGCUGCUGCUGUGAGCCUGAGUUUUCAUCUCUGAUCAGAACUGAGAGAAACUGGUGUCUGCUGUGUGAAUUAUUUUGUCAGGACUCAGUUGGUUUUAUGUUGUAAAAAGAAACAAAACAUGACUCCACUUCUUUCAUCAGAUGUGUUUCACUGUUGGCAGGUCAUUGACUUUUGUUAAUGUUUGUUGUUGCAUUCUUUGGACACAUGGUGGCAGUAAUUAGACAGGUUGUCCAUGUGGAGGUCAAAGGUCACGGGAAGAGGAGGGCACACAGUUGUAACCAGAGCAGGAACAGACGACCAGGACAAAGAUUUCCAACUGUCUCCAGGAAAACCCCGGUAUGAUCAUCAUCUGCUUUCAUCAAAUAAACCAUCAACUGAACUGCAAGUAGACUGACUGGAAGUUCUGGUUUUAGGUCUGUACUGGUUCACUGCUGCUCCACAUGUGUAGUCAUGGCAACAACUGGACUAUGGAACAUUGAGGAACACCGAGGAACCUUCAGCUCCUCCAAAGUUUCAUCAACAUGAAACCUUUUCUCAUUGAAGUUUGAAUGAAGGAAGCUGCAGAACCAGAGACCUCCUGCAGGGGGCAGCAGAGCUCCUGAACUGUGUUUUUAACAUGCAGUCUGACAGUGACCCACAGGGGGCGCCCUCAGUAUGCUGCAACCAGCAGCACGAUGGGAAACCACAGUGGGAGGAUGGAUGGACAGAUAGAUGAAUAAAUGAAAAUAUUUUGAUGAAUCCUUCAAACAAAUUAGUUGGAGAACAAAAGCAUUUCCAUGAAUAUUGACUGUGAAGACAGAGAUACAGAGAAGGAGAAGCUCUGUGGUGCAGUGGUUCACUCUCCUCUCACACUGAGACUGUUCUGGGUUUGAGUCUGUCAGCCUGAAAGAGCAGCAGGAAAUAUAACUACAGAUAAUAUUGUGCGUGUUGUGAAGAAAACUGUAUCCCAGCUGUUUGAUGCUGUUUUCAGAAUUCAUGGUUUCAAAUCAAUAUUGUUUUAUUUUUAUAGUUUCUGCUGAAAUGGUGAAAGUGACAUUGUAGUAAAACAUCCAAAAAGUAACUGAUACUUUGAGAAAAGUCCUUCAAUACUUGAAUUUAGAGAAGCUCUGAAUUUAGUUGUAAUCCAGCAGAAGUCAAGUCGUGCAACAGUCGUUGGACUUGAGUCCAUUUUCAUCUCUUUCAUCUCAGAGUUUCAUCAGCAGCUGGAUAAAUGUAGUGAUGAUGAGUGACUGUAACCUCAGCUGUGGAAGGAACUCAACAGGUCUCACAUUAAUCCAUUGCAUUAAUCACAUUAAUAAUUGUUGGUUCCAGUUCUGCUUUGACGCAUUAAUGUUACUGUUGUCAAUUAAAUGGACAGUGAAACUGCUGAAAAUCUAUAUCUCUAUUUAUCUCCCUUUCCCUCUCUUUUUAAGCAAACUUCUACUGAAAUGAACAUGAAAUUGGUUUAAUUUUCAUGAAAAUUGUUUUUAAUUUGAUCACAUCAUAUGAUCCCACGA
This is a messenger RNA of Salarias fasciatus (jewelled blenny), 5092 nucleotides long. Its product is annotated as NACHT, LRR and PYD domains-containing protein 3-like. NCBI's taxonomy places the organism in Eukaryota, Metazoa, Chordata, Actinopteri, Blenniiformes, Blenniidae. The transcript is spliced from 8 exons. The record is from RefSeq and is a predicted model, not a curated record. The annotation marks the transcript as partial. Gene Ontology annotation, molecular function: protein binding.